Pieris napi is the source of this 2013-nucleotide messenger RNA. It is a transcript of the gene Yipf6, whose product is annotated as protein YIPF6. The coding region runs from base 156 to 830 and encodes 224 amino acids. NCBI's taxonomy places the organism in Eukaryota, Metazoa, Arthropoda, Insecta, Lepidoptera, Pieridae. The record is from RefSeq and is a predicted model, not a curated record. Gene Ontology annotation, cellular component: trans-Golgi network; membrane. The transcript has 6 exons. Gene Ontology annotation, biological process: endoplasmic reticulum to Golgi vesicle-mediated transport.
CAAUUUGACAAUUUGUAAACUAAUCAAUGAAGAAUUAUUACGAAUUACUAUCGUGGAAAUGAUUUUUUGAAAAGUGUCUGGGUUUUGAUGUGUUGGAUUAUUAAUAAUAUUGUAAUAUUGUAUUCUUCACUACAAACAUUAAAAAAUAAGACUCAAUGGCGACUUUUGAUUCCAAAUACGACAUGUAUCCUGCUGGUGAUGUAGGAGUUAUAGAAGGUGAAAUGAACAUUCCAGGUCAGGGUGUGCCUUCUGGUGAUACAAUGGAGUUUAAUACUCUAGAUGAACCAAUUAAAGAAACAUUUCUAAGAGACUUAAGAGCCGUGGGUAAUAAAUUCUACCAUGUACUAAUACCAAGAGAGAAAACAAGUUUAUUGAAAGAAUGGGAUCUAUGGGGCCCAUUAUUACUUUGUACAUUCAUGGCAACUAUUCUGCAAGGCUCGUCAGAACCCACAAAUAAAACAGGUGAUGGAGGCCCUGAGUUUGCAGAGGUCUUUGUACUCGUGUGGAUAGGUGCAGCUAUUGUGACCUUUAAUUCUAAGCUGCUUGGUGGAAAUAUGUCAUUUUUCCAAUCAGUAUGCGUGUUGGGAUAUUGUCUUUUCCCCAUUGCAUUAGCUCUAGUCAUUUGCCGAGUGAUAUUGUUCAGUACACAAAAUACAUUUCUAUUCUUCCUACGAUUUGUCAUAUCAAUGGUUGGAUUCAUAUGGGCAACAUUUGCUGCAACAAAAUUCCUUGGUGAUAGUCAGCCUGAAGGUAAAAAAGGCCUAGCAGUUUACCCCAUUUGCUUGUUUUACUUCAUACUAUCGUGGCUAGUCGUUUCACACACCGCUUAGGAGCACAAUUUGUGAUAAAGACUUGUAGGAUAAUUUGUGAAUAUUUGAUGUAAUGUAAGUUAUUAAUAUGUAUAUGAAUUUAUGAUACAUAUACAGUGUAAUGUUUUAAUAAGUAUUAAGGUUAAGCUGCGAAGGGACUAAUUUUGAAAUUUGCGUUUAGGUCUGUUUGGCGUAUGUAUACUAUGAAGUUUAGUGAAAAUACUGUAUCUAUGUUACUAUUUUUAACCUAGUUAGAAAUAUCAUAGUAAAACGACACAACUUCUUUAAAUCAAUAUGUUAUUUAAUAUGACUAUUAUAUAUUCAUCCAAAGAGCAAAAUAAUUGUUCAAAUUUCUUUGUAUUUCAUACCGAAAGUUGGUUCGAUUUUUUUGUAGAUGUCCCACCAGGUGGCGCUAUAAAAUCGUUUUGCCGCGAUUUUUUUACUAAUUUGAAAAUCAAUUGAAAAUCCUCAAAUCGGUAAUCAAGCGUGGUGUUGGUUUAAUUCCUGUGAAUUGUUUGCUUACAGAGUUAAAUAUGGCAGAAACUAGAUUAAGUUGUCUCGUGGCGUACUAUUAACCUAGGACGAUUAAAUGACUAAGUUUGUCUUUUUAUACUCACCAAAUUCUUCAGCACAUUCCAUUACGGAUUUACAGUAUUUUUCUAUAUUUAAUUUAAUUAUUUUUCAUAUUUAAAAUGUCUUUGGAAUUUUGAAAUAUCAUGUUUUCAACAACAUUUUUGUACAUAUUUAUUAAUAAAAAACAUAUUUUUAUCCAUAAAGAUUUUUAUUUCUAACAUAGAAAACAUACAUUGUAUCUAAAAAUACAUAAGUUAUGAAAGGAAUAUUUAGAACUUCUAGUCUUCGUAAUACGACUAGUUUAUUCACUCCCACAUACACACAAAAAACAGCCAUUUUUGAGAGUAUUGAAUUACUUAAAAUAAUAUUUAAAAAUUGUGCUUAUAACACAACUAUAUAUAUAGGGGUAUACCCUAAAUAACGAAUUUCACGAUAAAUACUUACAAUUGAAAUACGUAAUUUUUUUCAGAUUUUUGUAUAGGAACUUUUUGUUUUAAUAUUCGUAGGAUAUUGUAUGCGAAAGAAAGUCGGCGCCAUCUAUAUUCCGAGGAAUUUUAAAUGUAAAUCUAUCAAAAUUGGCAUUCACACCAUACAAAGUUAUCAAAAGUUAAAGGGGUUCGAAAACUUAUAA